Molecule: messenger RNA, 1509 nt
Organism: Brenthis ino (lesser marbled fritillary)
Lineage: Eukaryota; Metazoa; Arthropoda; Insecta; Lepidoptera; Nymphalidae
Source: the annotation of a GenBank genome assembly
AUGGCGUCGCUUAAUAAAAUACUUUUUUUAACAGCUUUUUUAGCAGUUGCCACUGCAGUGCUAGGCACUAGAGGUUUCAGAAGUAAAGAUAGUGGAAAAAAAUUAUUUCUUAGCCGUCGUGUUGUGACGGACACAAGAGAAUUCGAUGGAGGUGUAUUAGUGGACGAAAAAGGAAUUAUUACUGGAGUAUACACUCGGAAAUCCAUCGAUCAGCUCCUUUUACACCAUGAUGGCACAAUGCAGGUGAUAGAUGGAGGACAUUGGGCUCUGAUGGCGGGAGUGGUGGAUUCGCAUGUGCACGUUAACGAACCUGGUCGAACUUCAUGGGAAGGAUACGCAACGGCUACAAGGGCUGCUGCUGCGGGUGGUAUUACCACGCUUGUGGACAUGCCUCUCAACUCAAUACCACCAACAACAACCGUAGAAAACUUAAAAGUUAAAGUUGCUGCUGCAAAAGAGGAAGUAUAUAUAGAUGUAGCAUUUUGGGGAGGCAUUAUCCCAGGAAAUGAGAAUGAACUACAGAACAUGAUACGAGCGGGUGUAAUUGGAUUUAAAGCGUACUUAAUAAAUAGUGGAAUUGAGGAGUAUCCUAAUGUAGAGUCUAGCGAGUUAGACGAUAUUUUCUCUACUUUAAAUGGAUCUGACGUAGUAAUUGCUUUCCACGCUGAAUUACCAGUCGAUAGAGUUGACAAUAGUAGUCAAUGUGAAAAAUGCGACUGCCCAGAUCCAAAUUUAUAUACCACAUACCUAGCAUCUCAUCCUGCGGAAAUGGAGACCAAGGCUGCUUCAUUAUUAGCUACUUAUAUACCAAAAUACGAUGUCCGUGUCCAUGUGGUGCACGUUUCAGCUGCAGGCGUUAUACCAAUAUUAGAAAAGGCUAGAGAAGAAAGAAUUAAGGCUGGUUCUACGCGUUGGCGAGGAGGUGUAACAGCUGAAACCUGUCAUCAUUACCUAACUUUCAGCUCUGAGCAAAUCCCACCUGGACACACCGAAUUCAAAUGUUCACCACCGAUCAGAGAAAAUACCAACAAGCUAGAAUUAUGGGAAUACAUUAAAGACAGAAGAAUCGACCUAAUAGCAUCAGAUCAUUCACCUUCUGUCGCUAGUUUGAAGGGACCGAACUUUAUGACAGCUUGGGGAGGAGUUUCAUCAGUACAAUUUGGUUUGUCAUUAUUCUGGACUGAAGCUAAAGCUCGUGGUUACAGUCUGAGCACGGUAAGCCACUUCUUAUCUGCGGGUCCUGCCAAUAUGGUUGGCUUACAAAACCGUAAAGGUGCACUAAAACCUGGCCUUGACGCUGACCUGGUAUUCUUCGACCCUGAUGCUUCGUUUGUCGUUACGCCUGACACAAUUUUGUACAAAAACAAGCUAAGUCCUUAUAUGUACCGCGUUUUAAAUGGAAAAGUAAUGCAGACAUUUUUGAGAGGUCAACAAAUUUAUUCAUAUGGUGAAGCCAUCCAAACGCCUAUGGGACAGUUGUUGAUAGACGAAGAUGAAUUGUCAAAAUUA